ACAUAUUUGUUUAAAACAGAAACAUAGAUGGUUCACUGGAUAAAAGAGCUGGUGUUUCUCUUGUUGAGCACCUCAACACAGGAAGGCUGAAGCUACUGAAGAACACUGACCACUGAAGAAGAAGAAGAAGAAGAAGAAGAAAAUCUAAUCCUGCAGAAGACGAUCAUCGUGAAGAUGAUGCUGACUGUGUCUCUACUUGUCUGUGCCAUGAUGGCUCUGACCGGCGCUGCUGUGGACAGUCACAUCAUCAAGCGCUCAACACCUUGUCCAGUUGGUUGGACCGCUUUCAAGGAUCGUUGUUUCAACUACAUUCCAACGCCCAUGUCUUGGCCUCAUGCUGAGAGAACCUGUCGGAAUCAGGGUGGACACCUUGCAUCAGUGCACAGCUUUGAGGAGCAGCAUGUGAUUCAGGCAAUGAGCCUGCGUCACACACAUUCCCAUCCACUCACUUGGCUUGGAGGCUACGAUAUAGCACGGAAUCGUACCUGGUUCUGGACUGAUGGUUCACCUUUUAACUUCUACUACUGGCAUGUCGGAGAGCCGAAUUAUUCUGCAGGGACAAGCUGUCUGUUGAUGAACUUCGGAGAUGUGAAGAAAUUUGACGAUGAUUCUUGCUCUAACAGAAGGCCAUUUGUCUGCGCCAAAAAUAUAUCAGAAGAAAUUUGACGAUGAUUCUUCCUCUAAGAGAAGGCCGUUUGUCUGCGCCAAAAAUCUGUGAGGAUGACAGAGAAACAUGCAGUACACGACUUCAGGAUUGUUGUCUUUUAUGCCAUUCACUCUUGAGAGUGUCCUGUUUUUUCUUGCCUUAUACACAAUUAAAACUUCCUAGGAUUUGUUUUGGGUAGACUGUUGUGGACUACCCUAUUUAAGGGCUAUAGCUGGUGUUGAGAGGACACCACAUGCUAUCACAUUCUCAUUGAUAUGUGGUUAGAAUGAAUUUCUCAGAAUUGCAAUGAAUUUAAAAUUCCACUUCCUGUAAUUCCAAUUCACAUUCAAUUCCAAAUCCUCUGGGGAUGGAGCCAAUUCAAAUUCAAUUCAAAUUCACUUCCUGAAUUGAAUUGAAUUCUGAAUUUUGUACAAGCCUGUUUCACUGGUAUAUCUUGUUGUUUAUCGUUUAUUGUUUAGUGUAUUUUUAUUGCAUUUAUGAAUAUUUUUACUGCAUGUUGGUUUAUUUUAUUCUAGUAUCUUAAUUUUAUUUUAUAAUCUUUCUAAUUAUCUUGUAUCUAACAUGGGGGUUGCAAUGCAAAUUUUAUUGACAUGU
Chelmon rostratus (copperband butterflyfish) is the source of this 1261-nucleotide messenger RNA. Its product is annotated as ladderlectin-like. The transcript has 7 exons. Lineage: Eukaryota; Metazoa; Chordata; Actinopteri; Chaetodontiformes; Chaetodontidae. The record is from RefSeq and is a predicted model, not a curated record. Gene Ontology annotation, molecular function: signaling receptor activity. Bases 175 to 666 code for a protein of 163 amino acids.